This is a messenger RNA of Colletotrichum godetiae, 735 nucleotides long. RefSeq lists its product as uncharacterized. NCBI's taxonomy places the organism in Eukaryota, Fungi, Ascomycota, Sordariomycetes, Glomerellales, Glomerellaceae. The record is from RefSeq and is a predicted model, not a curated record. The transcript has a single exon. The coding region runs from base 1 to 735 and encodes 244 amino acids.
AUGGCUAAGAUCCCAUCGAACAUGAUAUCGUCGCCCCAGACCAAGCUUCCCUUCUAUCUGCCAUUCAUCGUCUGGGCACGUAUCCGCCUUCACACAGGCAUUGAUUGCCACGAGCAACUGGGACCCGCAUUAGGUGCCACCAAGUUUACCCAAGCCGAUUUCCAAAGAUGGUUUGAAAUCUAUCAGCAGAACACAACAAAGCCUACGACAGGUAACAAACGUCCCCUAAGCGAAGUUCAACCUGAGCCGACAAGGAAACGACAGCGGACCGGCCCUCAAAGGCCAGACAGGUCACCACUUCAUACUGCUGCUUCGGGUGUCUCAGGUGCUCUUGUACAGGCAGGCGAUCUUGCCCUGUCUCUGCUCGUCGGCAGCAAUGCAGACAAGGGCGUACUUGAGCAAGGGUUACAAAAUCAUCGAUUACCUCAGAUGCCUACUUACGGUGGUGCUGACCAGCUCACUCCGUCAUUCGCGCUGGAGUUCGGCCGCGAAACGGCUUUUCAUGGAUUACAAUUAGAAAAGCCUGCCGGCUAUAUGCAUAAUCUGACCGGCCCAGUCGAUCAGCUCCCGGCCGAGCUCGAGAGCAUCACAGCCCCAUUCAUCGGGUCGCGUUACGAUGUAAUAGGCGCAACCAUUCCGUCGGAAAGUUUUUGGAGCGUCUUCGAUUGGAAUCAAAUUAGCCGUCUUGAGCCGGCGUAUCAUGAGGACCGUGGUCGGUAUAUGAGCGGGCACUAG